Lactuca saligna is the source of this 972-nucleotide messenger RNA. The record is from the annotation of a GenBank genome assembly. Lineage: Eukaryota; Viridiplantae; Streptophyta; Magnoliopsida; Asterales; Asteraceae.
AUGGAUGCUCUACGCCAACCUAAUCUCGAUCUUAGUAAUUCUUCACCCAUUUCAUCAAUUUACACCAAAACCCCUCAAACACCAACCUCUUCAACUUUUCCCUAUAAGUACCGAUUAUCUUCUUCCAGUUUCAAUGGUUACCAUAGCAAGUGUAAAGUACCAACACCACCUCAAGCUUUACCCAAGGAAAAUUCGAAUGAAUCAGUUGAAUCCAAUAAGAAAUUGAUUGAUUCAAUCGCUAGAGGUUUGAUCAGGCUCGCUGAUGCAGUCUCUGGUUUGAUCAGAGAGACUUUUGUUGAUCCAACUUUUAAUCAUCAAGACUGGGACUCGAAAUUCCAACAAACAAUGGUGGAAAUGCAUCCACUUAGAACAGUUGAUGCCGCAUACAGUAAGAUUAAAGGAAUGCUUUCUACUCUUGAAGAUCGCUUCACUCACAUUAUCAGUCCAAAGGAAUACCAAAGUUUUAGAAUUGGAAGUGAUGGAAACGUACAAGGAGUUGGACUAUUUGUGAAUACUGAACCAGAAACCGGUCAUCUAGUUUUAUUGUUCUGUGUUGAGGGUAGCCCAGCUGCUAGAGCUGGAAUACAUGUAGGAGAUGAGUUGAUUGAAAUAAAUGGAGAGAGGGUUAAAGGGAUUAGUGGUGAAGCUGCUGCACAAAAGCUUAGAGGUUAUGUUGGGACAAGUGUUACAUUCAAAGUGCACAAUAAAUUUGUGCAUGUUCAUAUUUCUGAUCUACAUGGAAAAAAGUUGGCCAUUGACUCUAGUUUUAGAGAGGUGAAACUACCCCGGGAAUUCAUCAGACUUUCUCCUAUAUUAAGUGUCAUCAUUCCUCAUAGAACACCAAAUGGUCAUGUAUCCAAAACCGGAUAUGUAAAGCUAUUAGCCUUCUCCCAGAGUGCUGCUACAGAUAUGAAACACGCCAUUCAUGAAUUUGAAAAUCAGGGUGUUGAAUCUUACAUUUUGGAUCUCUGA